UGCGACAAGUACAACCACGACAGUCGUUCUACGAACCGCCCACCAUGCCUCAAGCACAGCCAGAACUGAAAAAGUACCUUGACAAGCGCGUCGAAGUGCAGCUGAAUGGCUCGCGAAAGGUCAUGGGAACACUACGAGGCUACGAUGUCUUCCUGAACAUCGUCCUCGACGAAGCUACCGAAAGCAAAGCAAACGGCGACAAGGUCCGACUCGGCAUGUGUGUUAUCCGCGGCAACUCCGUGGUCAUGAUGGAAGCGCUCGACAGAAUAGGAGGAGACGACCGUGGACACAGAGGGUGAAGAGGAGUUGGGUAUGAUUGACUAGAAAAGCAAAAGCGCGAACUACGCUGCAGCCUCGCGGACGAGUGCGUUGAACGCGUCGACAUAUGGCCACAACAAGCGCAUUGGACAGCCUGAUUGCCAGGCGAGGAUUGGAUUGAAUGGGCGGAGGCGUUACGGCGCCAGAUAGGACUUUGAAUGCCAGGGUAAGCCGCCCACAAUGCUACUACAAUUUGAAAUGUUAUUCACACCAAUAUUCCACAGAACGAGGACCUGCAAUGCGGUGCAGGGCUUCCAGGUAGACUCCGAGCUGGAAAGCUCCAGUGUUGUUCCAGCCUUCCAAGCAGGAUCGGAAGAAGCAUUCGAUCUCCUCCUCACGCGCGGUGGGUGCUCGCGGCGUUCCUGUUCCUUCCUGCCAGAAAGAGCAGCCCACACUCCGUGCAAGAUCCGGCCGUGUCGAUGCCCACUCAAGAAAAGGCGAAUCCGGCUAAAGCACUAUCCAAGCCGCCAACAAUAAAACUAUCACCUUGCCCAACAAUCCGCCACUUCUAGUUCCAGAGGCCGCAUUUCGAUUUUGCUGUUUGUUCACCCCAUCAUCGCCGCAAUUGCUGCCAUUCGUGUUUGAGAUAUCAGAGCAAGCUGUUUCACGCUGAUUAGCAAGCUGCCCAACCGUGCAAGACAAGCAACAUACUUGAGGCCAUGUCCGUGCUUGCACUCCCAGAACUUG
Molecule: messenger RNA, 1005 nt
Organism: Cercospora beticola
Lineage: Eukaryota; Fungi; Ascomycota; Dothideomycetes; Mycosphaerellales; Mycosphaerellaceae
Source: RefSeq, a predicted model, not a curated record